CUAAAAGAAAAGUGGCUUAACAUAAUAAGGGUUCAAAGACGUGAAAACGAUUGGCUACCAACGCCCUAUAAUAAAGUUUGCUCAAAGCAUUUCUCAGCUAGCGAUAUAUAUGUGACGAAGAAAAAUUAUCGAAGCAUAAAAAAGGCUGCAGUUCCUAUUAUUAUUGUAAAAUUAUACGUCAUUUUUAAACACAAUAUUUCAAAGUAUUGGUUUUCAUGAAAUAACCGGAUUUUUUAUACUUUUUUUUUUAGCAAAAAGAACAAAAUAUUAUUUCAUCACCAACAAGUUUGGAACAUGUUCAAGUGGCAGAAGAAGGUUCAAUUUUUGAAACGCCAAGGAAAGCUAUUUUGAAGAAAAAGAUUAGUAAACUUUCCUUAGAAAAACGCAAGUUACAGUUUAAGAAUUAUAAUUUAGUAAAAAAAAAGUAAAAGGCUAAAAGAAAAAUGCAAUAACUUAAAACAGUUAGUUUCUGAGCUCCAAAAAAAAAAUUUUUUUUACUGUUGACCAGAUCAAUGAACUGAAUCUUAAAGCCGAAACAGUAGAAUUUAUAACUCAACUCACUUUAAGACUCAAAAUAGCAAGAUUAAGGGCUAUCGUCAAAAAUAUACCCCAGCGUUAAGAAAAUUUGCAGUCACCCUGCACUAUUAUUCCGUAGCUGCCUACAAAUAUGUAAGACAGAUAUUUAAUGGAUCUUUACCACAUCCUCGUGUCAUAGGUAAGUGGUACGAAAACAGCUCGGGUGAUCCUGGGUUUAAUAAACAAGCGUUAGAUGUUUUAGAAAAGAAACAUAAAUAUAGUGGCCAGCGAAUAUUGUGCACGUUAUUUGCAGACGAGAUGGCUCUUGGUCACCAAACUACGUGAACAGGAAAAAAGACUGCAGGUAUCGUGGACUUUGGUGCUGGAUCAGCAAAAUCGUGUGAAAUAGCGACUCAGGCAUAUGUUUUUAUAUUAGUGUGUAUGAACGAAAGUUGGAAAAUCCCAGUAGCAUAUUUUCUUGUUAACGGACUCUCUCGGGCAAAUUUACUAAAAACAUGUCUAAGUGAAUGCUACCGUGUGGGAGUUAACAUUGUAGCCAUAAGAUUUGACGGCUGUGCAUCUAAUAUAAAUGCAGCUAAUUUAUUAGGUUGUGAUCUUAAACAACCAUCACAACUUAAAACAAUAUUCAGACACCCGGAAUGUGAUUUAGAUGUUGCAAUUAUGUUUGACCCUUGUCACAUGAUUAAAUUAGUAAGAAAUUAAUUUGAAUCUAAAAGACAAUUAUUUGACGGGAGUGGAAGGACGAUUCGCUGGCAGUUAUUAGAAAAUUUAGUUAAGCUUCAAAAAAAUGUUGGACUUAAUUUUGCUAACAAAAUCACCCCUCGUCACAUUUAUUUUAGAAAUGAAGUGAUGAAAGUCAAAUUGGCAACACAAAUCAUGAGCAUGAGUGUUGCAAAUGCUCUCAAAUUGUGUGACGAGAUUUUAACAUCUUCCCUUUUCGUGGACACUAAAGAGACGGUAGAGUUUAUAGAAAUUUUUAGUAAUUUAUUUGAUGUUUUUAACUCUAAAUCAUCGGAUUUGUACGGCGUAAAAAAACCAUUUUCUCAAAAAAAAAAAUGCCAAUAACAUCAUAGCUUUUCUAGAAAAAGCGAAACUUUAUAUAUUGAAUCUUUACAUUUUUAUUAAAUAUAGACGCGAGGUUCGUAAACGAAUCACCAUAAAAAUAAUUAAGAAAAAAAAUGUUGAAUCUAAAAAUAAAACAGGCUUUUUAGGCUUUCUCAUUUGUAUACAAAAAUUUAAAACAUCUAUACACAACUUUGAUCGAAGGACAACGUUUGCCAUACAUCGCAACUUACAGGUUGUCUCAAGAUCACAUUGAAAUGUUGUUCGGUGCUAUCAGGCGACAUGGAGGUUAUAACAAUAAUCCAAACGGUAUCCAGUUUAAGGCAAUUUUCAAAAAAAUCCUUCAACACCUGGAAAUGAAAUCUUCGUUUUUAGGAAACUGCCUAUCAUUAGAAGACAUAACUGUAUUAACGUGUUCGUCUGCAGUUCACAACAUUAAUUCUACAGUAAGUAGAAGAACUAUGGAUGAGGAGAUUGAGUCUAUAGAGAAUGACACUGGGUUAAUAAAUGCAACUGCUGUAGAAAAUGCUAUUAACACAAAUGUCGAAGUGUUUUCGACAAUGUUAAAUCAAGAAAGCAUUAAAAAAACCACUGAACAGAUUAUCGGUUAUAUUUCAGGAUGGGUAUCCAGAAAACUGGCUUCAGUAUUGAAACGUUCGACAUGCACCGAUAGUCUGUAUUGUAAUAACAAAUUGUGGUUUCAUAAAUUGAUUAUUUUAAAAAAUAUUGGUGGACUAUGUUUCCCGAGUGAGGAUGUAUUCCAAAAAGUCAGAAUCUAUAAUUAAAAACUACAUUAAAGAAAUGGGUCACAUUAUCCUUCCCGAUCACAAAGAUAUCCAAAUUUUAAAAAACCGUAUUUUAAAGUCGUUUAUCAGCUCCAAUGACGUAUUUGGUUCUUUACAUCAACAUUCUUUAGAGCAACAUCCCACAUUUGAUCAUAGAGUGCACCGUAUUCGCGCGGUCAUUGAGAAAUUUAUCAAUGUUCGCCUACAUUUCGCACACAAAAGCUCUGAAUCAAAUUAUAAGAGGCAAAGAAGAAAUAAAUUAAGUUUGUUUGAAGGGAUUUAAAAAUAUGUAUCUGCAACAUAAGUCAGUAAUAUACGACUUCGAUUACCGUACUGUUCGAUUGCCUAUCAGAAUGUUAAUGUUCUUUCAUUAUUAAAUAAAAGUUUUUUUUUUAUGUUUAUAAAGAUAUUUUGUUUUAUUUUUUAAUUUAAUAUGUAACAAUAAUUAAUUACUUACUGUUGCGGAAUACAGCAUUCAUAUUUUAAAGAUUAAUAUAUAUACGGUAUAUCAACUAUUUUAUAAACUCUAGAAAAUCGGAUGUCCUUUUCUCCCCAUAUGCCUCUGAUAGCUACAUCACUCAUGCGCUCGACCAAUGAGCAACUGAAGAUGUUAUUUGUUUCCCUCUAGCAACAGGCAUCCCGCCGUGCGAUGUCAUACAUCGCAACUUUUUUCUUUCUCUUUCUUCACGCGUAUAAGUAGUUCUAGUAUUUUCGCCGUUUUUAAGCGCCGCGAUGUUCGUUCAUGACGUGUCUAUAUAUAAUACGUCAUUGGAUAAACCUGUUAAUCGUAAAAUAAAACUAGUUUUAUUAUUUCAAAAAGUUUUCCUAUUUAGCAUGCUAAAUUAGGUUUUUCGCUUUAAAAGUAAUAUGUUAUUUACAUGUACGUCUUAAAGUUCUCUAAUAUUUGUGCAUUAAUUUCAAUGUCUGAUGAAUACGAAAUUUUUGAGUUCCUCGAAGAGGACAAUGAAAGCAAAAUUGUGGAAGACAAAAUUGAAAGGGCAAUAUUACGCAGCCAAAUGGAGUCGUUUUCGAUUGAUGACGAUGAAUUCGUAAAAAGAUAUCGCUUCAGCAAAAACUUUGUGUUGGAACUUUGUGAUGAUUUAAGACCUUUUAUGACAAAGCCUGCUAAAUUUACUGAUUUGUCGAUCGAAACCAAGGUUGAGUAUUAGUUAAAUUAUUCAUCACUAGUAAAACAUUACUAAGUGAUAUUUAAUGUAGUUUUAGAAAAAAUGCAUACUCAUUAUUUUUUAUAAUUAUUUUAGGUCUUAAUUGCACUGUCUUUUUAUGCCACGGGAUCGUAUCAGCCACCUAUUUAUCUGUAUUAAGAGCAAGCGAAUCAAACAAAUUUUUUUGUUUCUUUCACCAUAUGCGGUUUCCUUUGUUUGGAACAAAGGUACUAUGUUCCAAACAAACGGCUGUCGUCAACUGUUUUGGUGGUUUUAUGUGAUUAUUUGCUAAAUUAUUGACGUUUGAGUUACGUAAAGUUUAAAGUUUUUUGUUUUAAACACAGUUUAUGUGAAAUUAUGGUGCGUUGUUGUGUUAGGUUGUAAAAACCAACCAGAACGAAAAGUACCAAACAUAAAAAUAAAAUUGUCUAUAGAAAUCGAUUAGCUGAUUAAUUUUCGUUAUCUCUAGUGUAUAAUUAUCAGAAAAUAUACAAUAAAUUACUAAAAUAACCUACAACUUUGUUUCGUUUUAUACCACUAAAUUAAGAAGCGUUCUUUUAUUUAAAGGUCGCCAUUUAUUUUUCGUCGUUUCAAAUUUGCUGUAUGAUCACUACAUGGAUACCAGUGCUUGGCAAAAAAUGUCCUUAAUUUCUUAACGACUGAACAAAUUUUUUAACCUUAAUUUAAUUACCAAUAUAAUUUAUUUAUUUUAGAUUUCCUAAAGAAGCAAACAUUAUAAAUAUGUGGAUUGUAGCUACUGGGAGAAAGGAAUGGCAACCUGAGAAGAAUGACCGCAUAUGUUCGAAACAUUUUGAGCCGCGUUAUUUUCGUAAAACGCACAAGAGGACAUAUUUGUUGCCGAAUGCCAUUCCAACAUUUUUUAUUCCAGAUAUUAUUGAUGAGUGACCUUGUACUACGAAACAACUGAAAAUCUUCGAACCAGGACUUCAGGAAAGUACAGUUCAGCAACCUCGUCCUAGUACUAUUAACAUACCAAAAAGUGUUGAAUGGAGACUGGAGGAAAUCGCUGUAGAACAACCUAGUACUAAUAAAAAAGCAAAACUUUCUGAACCAGUGCAUGAGCUACACAGAUAUCUACAAAGUGGACACAUAUUCGAGAUGCAUUUAUGAGAUCCCUGAAAAAUGAAAAAGAAAAAAAGCGAUCUGGUGCAGGCGCAAAAACUACUAGGCCGUAUGUUUAUAAGAAUCAGCUGUCUUUUUUAUUAAAAGUUACUGAGCCCCGUAUGACCUCUGAUUCAUCUAAUGAGCCUAAUAAUACUAUCUCUAAUACAUUAAGUGAUGCAGCACCUUCUACUCAAAAGAAAACUAAGACUGACACAUUAGAUGAUAAAAUGUCACAAUUUCUAGAUUAUAAAUUAAAUAAUCAAGAACACCCACAUGUGUCCUUUAAAAAAGGAAUUUUACCAUCUUUGGCAUCAUUCGACAACGAUGACAAUUUUGAAUUCCAAACGGGUAUUAUGCAACUGAUUGAAAAAAUUAAAAAGAAACGCCUUCGUAAUAAUUUAUACGAUACUUAUGCAAACUAUGGUGACUACCAAAACCACUUAUCACAACCGACAGGAUAUUUUACACAAGAUCCAGGUGCAUCAACUUCGACUAGCAAUCAAGUUAUGGAACCGGCUGCAUCACCAAAUUCAGUCUAUACUAAUUUGUCUGAUAGCACACAAGAUUCUUUUAAUUUUGACAAUAUAUAAUUUAAAGAUGUCUUUAUUUAUAAAACGUGUAACUCUAAAAUAAAUCUCUAAAUAAAUAAAUGUAUACAUU
This is a messenger RNA of Parnassius mnemosyne (clouded apollo), 5335 nucleotides long. NCBI's taxonomy places the organism in Eukaryota, Metazoa, Arthropoda, Insecta, Lepidoptera, Papilionidae. The record is from the annotation of a GenBank genome assembly.